AUGGCACCACCUAUGGCGGGAUCGAUCACUACAGGGGUAGGGAAUAAAAGUUGUGACGAACAAAGUCUGAAGCGGUACUACAAAACAAAAAUCGAAGAUAUGCAACAAAGAGUCGCAGAAAAGACACAGAAUCUACGACGGUUACAUGCUCAAAGAAAUGAAUUGAACACAAAGGUUCGCAUGUUAAAAGAGGAAUUACAGCAACUGCAUGAACAAGGGUCAUAUGUCGGAGAAGUGUCGAAAGCAAUGGAUAAAAAAAAGGUGCUGGUCAAGGUUCAUCCAGAGGGAAAAUAUGUUGUUGAUUUGGACAAAGGUAUUGACAUAACUACUGUUACACCAGGAUCUCGUGUUGCAUUGAGAGCUGAUAGCUAUGCAUUACAUAAAGUGCUUCCGAACAAGGCAAGUGAUUCGGAAGUUCAGCGCACAAUGCUAGAAUUGUUGAACCAACUUGAUGGUUUUGAAGCUACAAAGAAUAUCAAAGUGAUUAUGGCAACAAAUCGUAUCGACAUUCUUGACCCUGCACUGUUAAGACCAGGAAGGAUCGAUAGAAAAAUCGAAUUUCCUGCACCAGAUGAAAAAGCUCGUGCAGAUAUUUUAAAGAUUCAUUCCCGUAAAAUGAAUCUCAUGCGUGGUAUUAAUAUGAAGAAGAUUGCAGAAGCUAUACCAGGUGCAAGUGGAGCUGAAGUGAAAGCAGUUUGUACUGAGGCAGGUAUGUUUGCUCUACGGGAACGCCGUAUUCAUGUAACUCAAGAAGAUUUUGAAAUGGCUGUUGGUAAAGUAAUGCAGAAGGAUUCAGAUAAGAAUAUGUCACUAAAGAAGCUUUGGAAGUGA
This is a messenger RNA of Thelazia callipaeda (thelaziosis nematode), 831 nucleotides long. Lineage: Eukaryota; Metazoa; Nematoda; Chromadorea; Rhabditida; Thelaziidae. The record is from the annotation of a GenBank genome assembly.